CAUCACUGUAGUGUCUCACUGGGCUGCCAGUGAGAACAAGUAGUCAGUGAGGGGGAGCAGGCACAACCUCUAUUUUGCUGCUCUUGUUUGUUUAGUGAUGUGAUGAUGAGCAAGUGAUGUAAUAUAUAUUUAGUGAUGUCAUAAUGACGGCUGAUACUUCAGCAAGCACUAUUGUCACUAUGGGGAGGAAAGGUGAAAAAGAAGUGAUUCAUUCUGGCCAUUUUAUGGUGUCAGAUUUUGAAGCUGAUGCUCAGGAUGAUGAGGAGAAUGUUCUUCUGGAGAUCCCCGGGGAUAUAUAUACUGGUUGUAAUGAUCCUUCAGGACAAAAUGUGCCACAGGAAGAUCAGGGAGUUAUUACAUACGCCAAGAAGAACCAAGCAGCAAUUAUUGAGACCGUCAGCAUUGAUAGCUCACUCACCAAACUUUUCAAUGCUAUGUCCAUAGCUUACAGGCACAAGAUCACCUCACCCAAGUGGAACCGCUUCAAGGGUCUCAAGCUCAUAUGGAAGGACAAGAUACGUCUUAACAAUGUUAUCUGGCGAUGCUGGCACAUGCAGUUUAUCAGAAAGAAGAAGAUGAGGGUGUGUCAGUUCGCCCUGGACGUGGACAUUCACAACAGACCCGAGGCCAUUGUACUGGAAGGGAAGUACUGGAAGCGCCAGCUGGAUGCUGUCACAGCAGAGUAUAAAAAGUGGAGAAUAUACCACAAGAACAAAAUGUGUGGCAGCAACAUUCUUGACACUGACACGUCAAGGUGCAAGUCGAUGGAAAAAUCUAAAUCAUUAAAUGAAAAACAGAUAAAGUCCAUCUUUGACCUGGAAGGCAUGGAUUUUACCCGCAACUAUGGCAUGCCUGUGUCCUUGGAGGAUGGAGAUCUGACAGAAUUUAUGGAUUUCACAGAUGUUCUCUUUUCCUCACUUAUUAGUCAACCACAGCCUUUUGCCUUCCCAAACCCAAGAGAGAUCGCUCGAGGUGCGGGAAACUCCGAUUUCAUUCAGCCAGGGCUCAUCCAGUUGCAACCAAAUCUUGAUGAUUUUAUGGACAUUGUUGAACCUCUACAAGAAAUGCUGGCGGGGCGAGGGCUAGCGACUGUACCAGAGGAAGACUUCCUUCCCGAGGUUGGUGAAACUCCUGAGCUGCCGCCACCCACCUCCCCGCUCAGCACCCCCCUUCAGUACACCGCCAGGGUCACCGCCUCCACAGCCUUCCUAGAACCCACAUCCCCAACUAACUCACCAUCUCACAAGUCCAUCACACAACAGCAAUUACCAAUCUACAGGACUACCCAGAUACCUAUUCAACAGGAACAGCAACAACAAAUACAACAGCAAUCAAACCAGCAAGUGGUGGCUCUUCCUUCUCAGUCACCGCCUAAUGUCUCCUACCAAGACUCUCUGGUGAGGUCCAACCUCCUGUCAUCUCAACCCCAGCAGCCAAUUCACCUGCAGCAGCCACCCACGCCACCACAACUACAGAAGCCUCCAACGCCUCCACUGUUGCAGCAACUCCAGCAGCCUCACACUCCACCCCAACAGCAGUCUCAUACGCCUCCCCAACAGCAGUUGCAACAACAGUCACCCACUUCGCCUCGACUGCAACAGCAUCAUCAGGCUCCACGUUCUUUCAUCCGGAGUCACAGUCAACAUGACCUCAGCACACAGCAGCAGCAGGCAGUUUCACACCAUGACAGCAACCAGUUCGUCAUCCCUAAGUCUUUACCAAGGCGAAGAUCACACAGUUCUGGUAGCGGCAAUAGCAGCAGUGGGUUAAUAGGUACACCAUCCUUAGCACUCACCAGGUUAUCAGUUUUUGUUUCAGCCACAACUCUUCCACAAAUUGCCCCAGCUCCAUCAUCAUCAUCACCAUCAGGUUCUGGCCCAUCCCUGGUUGUCUACACCUGUGAUAGCUUCCCGUACAGGCGGCUAAUUCUCCUGCUGGGGUCAGCUCUACUUUCUCAACUUCUUACUUCAGGCUAUAUCCGGUUACUUCCUGUCAGUCAAUCAGUGGCAAACAGUUUGCUAGCAUCCAGUGCUGGUCAGUUGAAUAAUUUGAGAAGCAACCAUGACAUGGACUGUUGCAACAGUGUUAAGACACCUCUUGUGAUACCUGGUGUUAUCACAGGUAAUGGGAGUGCAAGUAGCAGUUGCAACAGCAGUAACAGCAGCAUCUGCAGCCUCAGCAAUAAUAACAGUAUGAAGCCAGUAGUGACUGCUGCUCUUAUUGUGCCUCCAUCACCCUUUCUGCUGUGACAACCAUCAACGCUCAAGACCCAAUCCUUCUCCCAGGUCAGCCCCUGGAGCCCAUGUUUCCCAAAGGGGAAAAUGAACAUUCUCCACCCCCAUCCAGAACCCUCCCCUCUAAUGAUAAUUCCGUCCCCCCUAAAAAAUCUUUUAGGUAGAAUCAAGAGUGAUUUAGAACGAGUCCAGUAUAAAGAACACCGCAGAGUUUGUCACAUAAAUGCAGAGCAGAAACGUCGCUCAAAUUUGAAAAAUAACUUUGAUAUUAUGCACCAGCUUAUUCCUUCCAUUAAUCAAAAUGCUAAUGCCAAGAUCAGUAAAGCAGUAAUGUUGCAGAAAGGAGCAGAAUAUAUCCAUCAGUUGAAAUCCGAGAGACAGCAGUUAACAGAACAAGCAGAGAAACUUCGAGCUCAGAUAGAUGUUCUGUGUUGUGAAAUUAGCAAUGCUCAAGCUUUGCUACCAGCCACCGGAGCUCCCAUGACACAUGCUCGUUACAGCAAGCUCAAGGAGAUGUUUAAUAACUACGUUCGUGAACGCACAUUAGCUAACUGGAAAUUUUGGAUAUUUUCUCUGAUCACAGAACUCUUGCUAGAGUCUUACAACAGCAGUGUCAGCACCAGCUGCUUAGAUGACCUUUGCCGUUCCUCCCUUGCUUGGCUCGAUCAACAGUGUUCUCUUAACGUCCUUCGACCAUUGGUAUCCAGCUCAAUGCGCAAACUAAGUACUUCCACAAAUGUUUUAUCUGACCCUGAUAAUCUGCCAGAGGAAGUAUAUCGUCGGGUGACCAAGCAAGAGGGAGACAGAUUCCAUCAUCGGUGAUCUUGGGCCUAGAUUUCUUUUCUGAAAAUUACAUGCCAAAUCUUGAAGAACACAGAUGGCCUAUGUUGUUGGAACCUGGUGGUGAGGAGGAAGGCCUAGCUUGUGAAAUCUUAAGUCAUAAUAAUGUUUGGGAUAAAAGAAAUCUUUAAGCAGUCUUAAAAAAAUUUACCAAAUAUGAGUAAGCUGCAGAGGUUGUCAUUGUUAUUUGUGACCUAGAUUUUUAACUAGAAACCACAUGCUGUACUGUAUCAAAAAUAAAGCUGAUAUUUGCUUUGGUCGUCCACUUUACAAAAGUCUGUCAGGCAUUUGUUCUUCCAAAAGAGACAUAUAUAUUUUUCCUAUAUUACUACUGUAUAUUUGAAAUUUGUUACACUUAUUUUUGAAAAUAAAAAUUCUUGAAAGUCAAUUUUACAAUUCAAAAAAAAAUUGGCAGCUUUCCUUUUAAGUUUUACAGAAAUUUUAUUUAUUUUAUAUUCAGGAUUCAUACUAAAACUUGAGUUAAACUUUAAAUACUGAAACUUUAGUUUUAUCUAUAUCAGUAAUGCUGUCUCCUGUGUUGAGGGUAAUUUUAGUAUUUAUUAUAUAUGUACUUCAUAAAACCUAGUUGCCAUGCAGAUUAAUUGUUCAUGCAUAUCUCAUCAAGUUAUAUUUGAUGUUAUCUCUUAUUUUGAACUCCCGCUAUAUUCUAUUCUACUUAUUACUUAUAAUGUGUUAUGUAUUUAGUGUGACGGAGAGUCAACAGGUAACAGAAAAGACACGCAUAUAACAAAACAAAACCUUUUAUUCUCAUGACUGUUGAUGGCAAGACAUCAUAAUAAUAAAAGGCCUUCAUUUGCUAUGCAUCUUUUUCCACAGUCAUUUUUUUAUUUUCAUAUCAGAAAAUGAUACACCAAUCAUUAUCAUUUUUCAGUUUUGUUGCUUCUCUAAAGAAUUUUUUAAAUUGUGUGAUUGACUAAUUCAAUACUGAUUUAUUUCUUUGCCAGUUCUGAAAAAGGCUGUUUCAAGUCACACAUUUUAUACCAUGUUCAGUGGAAACUGCCAUACAGAUAUCCAGUGUAGUAUAUAACAUAUACAUAUUCAUGCUCACUUAUAUUCAGAUAUAGGGAUUUUUUGAAGAAAAGAUUCCAUAAAAAGUCCAAGUUACAAGUAAAACCUACUGUUGGGAAAAGAAUUUUCAUUAAUUCUUGAAGUAAACACUGUGGAAUUUUAAUGAAUAAUAUUUACUUUCAUUAAUUUUAGCAAUGAAUUAUGUAAGGUGUUUAUUCAGUAAUUAAGUAAAAAUUAGAUCAAAUGUGCAAUAAUAAAAAAAUUAUUGAUGUGGUUGUCAUAAAAACCUUGCAGAGAAACACAAAUUUCUUUAGCAACCACAUUUAUUUCAUCCUGAAAUUCCCAGUAGUGACAUCUGUAUAUUUGUAACUUUGAAUGCCAACAAUUUUCACUAAUUUGUUUGUGGUACAUAUGAAGUUUUUAAGGAAUAAUAUAUUUUAUGAUAUAAUCAACACAAUGCCCCCAUGCUCUUUGUUGACUAUAACACCACAGCAUGUACUAGAAACCAACAUGUUUUGACUGUCUCAAUAUGUAUAUGGUUUUUGGGCAUACCAGUAAUGAAAAAGUACUCUGCAAAAAAGAAAAAAGUAUAAUAGUACUUUCAUAUUACUAUGUAUGUAGCAUUACAUAAGCUCAGUUUUAUUCAUUGCUGACUGCAGCUCAAAGUCUUGUAUUUUUGUGCAUUCUCAUGGACAAAGAGGCAGGCAGAUCCACACAAAAGAGAUACCUUAAUCACAAAUGAGUAAUUGUACAGUAUAUGCUACAGCCAGUGGAAAAUAAAUAAUUACACAACAAGCUAAAUACUAAAAAUAGGAUUCUGUGACACUUACGGGUCCAGUGUUAAGUACUGAACCCGUGUCUUAACAGUGCUGCAGGAAUGGAUGUGCAAAAGUAGGAAUGAGCGAGGGAUAGGAUGUGUGAAGGUAGAGGUUAGUAGGGGGUGGGGAGUUAAUGCAAGACAAAAUUAUCUGUAAGGAUGUAACGGAAAAUUACUGGUUUAGAACUGGUUUUCGAUUAUAAAAAUAAUUAUAUACAGUAAAUACAAACAGGUACUUGAAUCACACAACUCAUACACAUGAUAUGAUUUAAAUGACCCAAAAAGAGAUGGUGUUCUUAAAUGUAAAGUAAAUGUCACUAUUAGAAAUUGGUGAAAGUUGCAGCAGGCCUCAUGAAGAUUAUAAAUGUGCGAUAAAAUACUGACAAAAUUGUAUAAAUAAAAGAAGAGGAAACUGGACCACUUCUUGGAAUAAGUGCCAGAUCAGCCAAGUUAUGAUGGUCGUGGGAUGGCAGACUGUUCGCUGGAACAGCCUGCUUGAUCAGGCAGUCAACAAGGAAGUUUGGCUUUAGGCUCUGUUGCAAAUUUAUCACAAUAAAACUAUAUAUAUGAAGUCACGAGAGACUUAUACUCUUCUUGCAAGCUUGAAAAUAAUUUUCAAAUAUAUUGAUGACAAAGUUCAAAAAAAGUUAGAUCAUAGACUUUCUUUCUUUCUUUCAACACAUCGGCCGUAUCCCACCAAGGCGGGGUGGCCCAAAAAGAAAAACGCAAGUUUCUCUUUUAAAUUUAGUAAUUUAUACGGGAGAAGGGGUUACUAGCCCAUUGCUCCCGGCAUUUUAGUCGCCUCUUACAACACGCAUGGCUUACGGAGGAAGAAUUCUGUUCCACUUCCCCAUGGAGAUAAGAGGAAAUAAACAAGAACAAGAACUAGAAAGAAAAUAGAAGAAUACCCAGAGGGGUGUGUAUGUAUAUGCUUGUACAUGUAUGUUUAGUGUGACCUAAGUGUAAGUACAAGUAGCAAGACAUACCUGAAAUCUUGCAUGUUUAUGAGACAGACAAAAGACACCAGCAAUCCUACCAUCAUGUAAAACAAUUGCAGGUUUUCGUUGUACACUCACUUGGCAGGACGGUAGUACCUCAGUGGGCAGUUGCUGUUUACCAACCUACUACCUAGGUAGAUC
Cherax quadricarinatus is the source of this 6059-nucleotide messenger RNA. The record is from RefSeq and is a predicted model, not a curated record. Lineage: Eukaryota; Metazoa; Arthropoda; Malacostraca; Decapoda; Parastacidae.